AUGGAUAACCAGACGUCUCCAGCUCCUGUGAAGGACUCGUGCACGUACCACGAAGAGUUUAAGCAGAUCCUGUUGCCGGUGGUCUACUCCGUCGUCCUGGUGUUGGGGUUCCCCUUGAAUUUCGUGGUCAUCGUCCAGAUCUGGCUGUCCCGGAAGGUCCUGACGCGGACAAUGAUCUACAUGCUGAACCUGGCAGUGGCCGACUUACUCUAUGUCUGCUCUCUGCCCCUGCUGAUCUACAACUAUUCUCAGAAGGACUACUGGCCCUUUGGCGACUUCACCUGCCGCUUCGUCCGGUUCCAGUUCUACACCAACCUGCACGGCAGCAUCCUUUUCCUGACCUGCAUUAGCGUCCAGCGCUAUCUGGGCAUCUGCCACCCGCUCUCCACCUGGCACAAGAAACGGGGGAAACGCUUCACUUGGGGGGUCUGCGCCCUGGUUUGGAUCGUGGUCACUGCUCAGUGCCUGCCCACCUUCCUCUACGCCUCCACCGGGAUCCAGAGGAACCGUACCGUCUGCUACGACCUGAGCACGCCGGAAAACUCGGCCGGGUACUUCCCGUACGGCAUCACCCUGACGGUCACGGGCUUCUUGAUCCCUUUUCUGUCCAUCCUGGGCUGCUACUGUAGCAUGACCAAGAUCCUGUGUCAGAAGGACGAGUUGAUCGGGCUGGCCGUCCGCAAGAAGAAGGACAAAGCCAUCCGGAUGAUUGUUAUCGUGGUCCUCGUCUUCGCCAUCAGCUUCUUCCCCUUCCACCUGACCAAGACCAUCUACCUCAUCGUCCGUUCCUUUCCCGAGGUCCACUGCCUCACCCGCCAGGCCUUUGCCAUCACCUACAAGUGCACCCGUCCUUUUGCCAGCAUGAACAGCGUGCUGGACCCCAUCCUCUUCUACUUCACCCAGCGGAAAUUUCGGGAAAGCACGCGGCACUUGUUGGACAAGGUCAGCUCCAAGUGGAAGCACGAUUCGUGAGGAUGGGCCGAGAA
Molecule: messenger RNA, 986 nt
Organism: Protobothrops mucrosquamatus (brown spotted pit viper)
Lineage: Eukaryota; Metazoa; Chordata; Lepidosauria; Squamata; Viperidae
Gene: P2RY6
Product: pyrimidinergic receptor P2Y6
Exons: 1
Coding region: 1-972 (323 amino acids)
Biological process (GO): phospholipase C-activating G protein-coupled receptor signaling pathway; cellular response to pyrimidine ribonucleotide
Cellular component (GO): plasma membrane
Molecular function (GO): G protein-coupled ADP receptor activity; G protein-coupled UTP receptor activity; G protein-coupled UDP receptor activity
Source: RefSeq, a predicted model, not a curated record